AUGGCGAGCAAAUAUUUGCAAAAGUACCAAGUCCCUGAAGGAUUUUAUGAUAUACUACAUGAAUUUACUCGUGAGGUAUUGCGUGCUUAACCAGAGGACAUAAUAGAAUACGCUGCUAAUUAUUUUGAGCACAAAGCUUAAGGAAAGGAAUAUUAUUAUGAAAGUAAGUAUAAUAUCUAAAGGGAUAAGUAUGAUUAAGAUAAUUCAAAGAAAUAUAACCCUACUCCUAAUUAAGAUUAUGCAGAACAAGCAAAAAGAGUAGUCUAAGCUUCCAACUAAAGAGUUUAAGUUUAAAGUUAAUAAUCUGGUCAUAAAUCUCCUGCACAUUAACAUUCUAAUUCUCAACAACAUCAAGGAUAAUAAACUCAGGAAGCUGCUUCUCACCAUCCUUAAAGAUAACCUUCAGGAAACAAUGCAGGAAGACCUUAAACUUAAAAUUCUAUAACAAGCGAUAAGCCUAAUGAUACAUCAAAGCUUUCUCAUAAAUCUAAAAAGAGUGAUUAGUCUCACCCAGAAGAGAAGAAAAUCUCUAAAGAGUUUGUCGGUGAUCUAUAUAAUUCUGCACUUCACAAAGCAUUAAAACCAACUCACUAAGAAGAGGCCUAUGAAGGAUAGGAAGAAGAUGGAGAAGGUUAGGAAGAAUAAUAAUAAAACUAUGCUGAUGAAGGUGAAGGUUAAGAAGAAGGUGAAUACUAUUAGGGUUAAUAAUAUGAAGGAGGUGAAGAAGGUGAAUAUGUCUAGUAAGAAGGUGAAGAAUAUGAAUAAUAAGAAGGAGGAGAAUACGAAUAACAAGAAGGUGGAUACGAAUAAGAAGAAGCAGGAGAAGUAUAAUAUGAAUAGCAAGUAGAAACUGAAUAAUAAUAGUAAGAAUAGGAAGUUUAAUAGAGCUAACCAGAAUAGGUAGUAUUAGAUGGUCCUGUCGAAGAAUAUGAAAAUGUUGCCCUUAAAAUCUAAUCUGUAUACAGAGGGAAAAAAUCCAGAUAAGAAUAAAAAUAGAAUUAAUAAUGA
Molecule: messenger RNA, 1008 nt
Organism: Tetrahymena thermophila SB210
Lineage: Eukaryota; Ciliophora; Oligohymenophorea; Hymenostomatida; Tetrahymenidae
Product: regulatory subunit of type II PKA R-subunit family protein
Exons: 1
Molecular function (GO): protein binding
Source: RefSeq, a predicted model, not a curated record